AAGUUAAUUAAAAGGCGGUUUUUGACAAAAAAUAAAAAUAAAAAGGCGGGCUUGUCUUUCAGUUUCAGCAAAUAGAAAGAAAAAAAAAAAAACUGGGCUCGCUAGGUUUACAAAGUCUCUUCGACUAGAACUUCUGUCUGUGACGCGAAACCCAUUGAAUUUCGCAGCCAUGGCGAGCACCAAAGUUCAGAGGAUUAUGACCCAACCCAUUAACUUGAUUUUCAGGUUCCUUCAAAGUAAAGCCCGCAUUCAGAUUUGGCUCUUUGAGCAAAAGGACCAGAGGAUUGAAGGCCGAAUCAUUGGUUUUGAUGAGUACAUGAAUUUGGUUCUGGAUGAGGCCGAAGAAGUCAGCAUCAAGAAAAACACCAGAAAGUCAUUGGGAAGGAUUCUUCUAAAAGGAGACAACAUAACUCUGAUGAUGAACACGGGAAAAUGAUGGCCAAUCUAGCAAAUGCAUGAACUAAGGCUACAGUGUCUUUUCAUUGUGAUGGAGGUUGAGCUCUUUAGAUUUACUGCUUUUCUAAAACAAACAUACGUUGGAUGUCAUUUAUGAGUAGUGAUAUGUAUUGACAACCUUAAUUGCAAGUGGAUAUACUUUCACUGGUAGUACUUACACUGUAUCUUGUUUUGUCAUGCAAAGUCUUUAUACUUUGUGUUUAUAUUUGA
This is a messenger RNA of Prunus dulcis (almond), 666 nucleotides long. Its product is annotated as small nuclear ribonucleoprotein E-like. Bases 170 to 436 code for a protein of 88 amino acids. Gene Ontology annotation, molecular function: RNA binding. NCBI's taxonomy places the organism in Eukaryota, Viridiplantae, Streptophyta, Magnoliopsida, Rosales, Rosaceae. Gene Ontology annotation, biological process: spliceosomal snRNP assembly; mRNA splicing, via spliceosome. The record is from RefSeq and is a predicted model, not a curated record. Gene Ontology annotation, cellular component: U1 snRNP; precatalytic spliceosome; U4 snRNP. The transcript has 6 exons.